Messenger RNA from Anoplophora glabripennis (Asian longhorned beetle), 1778 nucleotides. RefSeq lists its product as uncharacterized. The transcript is spliced from 3 exons. The coding region runs from base 49 to 1383 and encodes 444 amino acids. Lineage: Eukaryota; Metazoa; Arthropoda; Insecta; Coleoptera; Cerambycidae. The record is from RefSeq and is a predicted model, not a curated record.
CGGACGGAUAGUUCGACGAAGUUACUGCUGCUAGUUUGUUAAGUGAAAAUGAGAUUAUAUUUAAUUGUGUUAUUUCUUGCUGUCUUAAAAUCCAAUGAAGCCAAACUAACUACCUCCAAAGCAUCGAAAUCCAAGCCACCCCAGAAUGCCAUUAUCGCUAUUCAAAUAAUCGACCCAAAUGAAAACACAACGAGUGCUAAAAACUCAAAACGGACAAUAGAAUCCUCGUUGGGCUACGGCUACCAGGGGAGGCCAAAAUAUGAAACGUAUAAGUAUUCACAACAUGACAUUCCUCCAUACAAUCCAAACCAGUAUACGGCGCAAGCGGCAAGCUACCAUACCCCAAGUGUAGCGUCUAAACCCGUUCAAAAUGCAGAAGUUUCCAACUUUUAUCAACCAGGAACAAUUUUAUUUUCUACUAUAAAUCAGCAAGGGCAAUUAGGAGAGUUAUCUUCGCAGUUUCCAGAGUCUGUGGAAAAUUACCAGUAUCCUAUACCUGUUAUAAUUCUGAGAGUGCAUCCAGAUCAACUAGCAAAUCCUUUGUAUCCUAAAUUGCCUCAGAAUCACUUGCACGCGGCUGCCAUUAAUUCCAUAAACAUUAACUCACUUUUAUCAAACUAUAUCGGAAGCAAUGUAAAACAGCAGCCCGUUGUUCAGGAACAACCGACUGUUCAGCAGCAACCAAUCGUUUACCAACAACCACACCAAGAAGAAUAUCAGAAUAGUCAAGCGUAUGUCCAACCCCAAGCAGAGGCAGCGCAGUAUCAGUCCAAUGAUUACCAAGGUCAGGAUUAUCAGUCUCAAGAUUAUCAGUCCCAGGCUUAUCAGUCCCAACAGUAUUAUCCUCAGUAUCAGUACGAAGAGACCCAAGAUGUCAGCCAAAAUCAAGAAUACCAAGCUCCGCAGCAUGUUCAGGCUCUUCCAGAACCCAGAAUUCCGGACUAUGGUGCGAACUACCAAUAUUCCAGUUACCAGGUGCCUUCUCCAGUGUACCAACAACCUUCAGCUCCUGUUAAAAACUACAAAAGCGAAUUAUUAACCGACGAGAAUUAUCCUUCUGACAAACACACGCAAGUGAUAUUUAAACGAUCGAAAGGCAAAUCAUCAACUAGAAACCGACUCGCCGACAGAUCAGCCCCGCAAGUCCACUCUACAAAACCUCGCGUUUCGUCGCAUGAGAGUCAGCCCCAGGAAGAUCAAAAUGCGAAAUAUUACCAACAUAACACGAAAUAUUACACCAUCCGGUAUACCGAUGAUCAGGGUUACACUCGACACAAAACACCCAGUUACGGGGUAAAAGAGCAGGUUGAAGACGACAAACCUGUGCAGAGUAAAAAUUAUCUAUAUAUUUCCUCUAAUCCCACGUACAAUCCACAUGUUUGAUUUAUCGCGUUUAAAUUAGUGACAGAUAAAAAAGUGGCAUUCGGUCUCCCUCUUAGGAGACAGAUGUAUAGCUGCAUCAUCCAAGAUUCACGCACAUAAAUUAAUUAUGUUACAUAAGUCGGUAUUUCUCGAAGAUUAUAUCGACAUAAUAUUUAUUUUAUUUGUCAGCAAUUAUGUAAUUUGAUAAAUUUCUCCUAAUUAAUUUACUGACCUGUCAUAUUGUAGUCUAACUGAAAUGUGAAGGGAUCACAAUCUAUUUAUUGUACUAGUUACUUGAUUUUUAUAUCGUAGUUGUAAAUAUUAUUAUUUGUAGGAUAUUUCUGUAGUUGUAAUUUUUGUACUUAAUUAAUCAAUUAAAACAUAUUGCACAAAUAAUUUAGCUUGCAACUAUUGUC